Molecule: messenger RNA, 1333 nt
Organism: Cladocopium goreaui
Lineage: Eukaryota; Dinophyceae; Suessiales; Symbiodiniaceae
Source: the annotation of a GenBank genome assembly
CACCGACUUUUCGUUAGAUCUUCCCGCAGCAAAACAGCCAUGGCUGGAGAUCAGACUGCAGAAGAUCAACCACAGGUUGUUGAUUGCAUCCCGCUGAUCGAGGCUGCUAGCAAGCAAAAGGUUUUGGGAAAUGGAGCUGUGAAACAGAAGAACUUUGCCCAGGCGAUUUCUGCAUAUGAGAGUGGCAUCGCCAUUCUCGACAAGGCGGAUGGGCAUCCAGUGCUGCGUAGCGAAGGUGAAGAAAUGGUGACUCUGAAGGCCACCUUGUACAGCAACAUUGCGCAGUGCGGGGUCACAGAUGCGAGGCCACUCGGAGGUUUGGGUGGCCAAUACUGCCGGCACGUUCAAUUGACUGUUUCUAGAUGGACGGCAUUGCAGAAUGCCGAAAAAUCAACCAAGUGUUUCUUGAGCCAAGAGCUUUACCGCAGGGCCAUUGAAGCAGCAGACUCGUGCCUCAAGUUGGAUCCAGACCACCUGAAGGCGCUGCACAGGCGGAGCCUGGCUUUUGAGGCGAUCCAUUCCUACCAAGCCGCCCUACUGGAUCUCCAGGCCCUUCGAAGGCUUCAAGGUCUUUCCAUUGAGACUUUGGAUCAGCGGGAAGCAGCGCUGAAAGAGAAACAGGCCAACGUCGAACGUUUGACAAAGCAAGAGGAGGAAGACAAAGCUGAUGAUCCAGUGGGGAUGGCCAUGACGAAUGUCAAGGAACGCUUCGAUGAGAUUUGCGACAAGUACGACUUGAGAGACGGAGACGCUGCAGGGGAGGUGGCAGAUUGGCUCACUUCCGGAGAGUGGGAGGUCACGGCGAAACGUGUAGCGCAGCGAUUCAAAAUGGAGGAGGAGGAUGCACAGGUCUUUCUUGCUUGGAUCGCCCAAGGCCUUGACUUCAAGGUGCGCAACGCAGAAGCACAAGCCGAAGCAGCUGCCAUGGCGCCAUCUCCGUCGCUGCUGGACAGCUAGCCCGGUGCUGCGCUGCACUUCACUGCCGAAGAAAAAAUGUGUUCGUUGGUCCAGUUGGAUUUGCUGAUGGAUUUUUUCCCAAUGGAAACAGAAAACCGGAAAAUUGGAAUAUUGGGAAAUCGGAACAUGAUCUUUCCCAAUUUUCCCAAUGAUAUUUUGCUGAAAAUCCACUACGGAAUCCUUGGGACAUCGGAAAAGGGAAUCAUUUGAGUUUUUUUGGGGUAGUCGUAACGGUUGAUACCCCUGGUGAAUGAGUCCCCGAUUUCUAGGGUGAUCCAGUUUUUUUUUGAACUGUGCCAAGCACAGCUGAGUGCGAUUCGGAUUGCUUGGGGAUGAAACAUCCCAAAAAGGCAGAGUUUUGGUGGUGAAAACAAGU